Messenger RNA from Yarrowia lipolytica CLIB122, 1581 nucleotides. RefSeq lists its product as uncharacterized. Lineage: Eukaryota; Fungi; Ascomycota; Dipodascomycetes; Dipodascales. The record is from RefSeq and is a predicted model, not a curated record. Gene Ontology annotation, molecular function: protein binding.
AUGGACUGGCAACCGGGCUAUCCUUCCGAGCCCUUUGGGGCGUACAUGGAGCCUCUGGACCCCCCCUACCAGGUGCCCGUCAUCCCACAGGACAUUUUCGAUGACUUGGGCGAUCUGGAUACCACCUCUUCUCACGACACGGAGAUGGAUCUGGACAUGGACAUGGGGCCUCCCAGCCACUACAUGCGCGAUGUUGCGAUCCGAGAGAGUGCUGCAGCCGAGGGCGUGGACGAGGACCGGCCAGACUGCUUCUUCAAGUUUCUGGAAGAGGAGUUUCGUCAGGGUACUCUCUCCUCAGAGCUGUACCAGAGAUCAGUAUACAAAACGGUGGAGUUUCCGGACACUGUUACCCCAGACGUCUUGUGUGAGCAUCCGAUUCUCGACAAACAGGGACUCGAGUGGGGUACGCUGUUUGAGUCGUCCCGAAGAGGCUCCUUUCUCAUCCCCGACGGAGUAUGUGAAAGCGUGGCAACCCACAAGGCUCUGGUGCGCAAACUCAGAUACCAGCGCUACGCGGCUUACCGUCCGCCACCUAGCGCAUCUCCAACGAUUCAAGGCUUCGAGCACUCACUCAUGGCGUUCCAGCGGUGCUUCACUAACCCCAAACCCCAUCUUUUCCAUUUCCAGCUGAGAAACCUGAUGUAUCCCGUUUCAGCCACGCAGGUUUUCUACAAUGCCAAUCAUAUGGAUGACUUCCAGGUGGAUAUGCUCAAUCCAGAAACGGGCGAACAGACGGUCGCAAUAUCACCUGAAAUGUGUGACCCAUCUCUCCAGCAAUUGAGAGUGUCCGCCUUAGCAGCUAACAGGAACGUGGUUAUGCUGGGAAGCACAAAGGGCGUGUUUGUGGUGAAACCGUUGGCUGAAACGUCGUCGUCAGAAAAGAAAUCGUUUCUCUCUUCGGGCAUGAUAUCGUCUGGUAACGAACUACAGGUCAACUACAUCUCCUUGUUGUCCUCUUCAGCCCUGAUAUCAGGCAACGACAACGUUCUUCGGACUCUGGACCUGAACACUCUUAAGGCAAAAGACUCCAUUACACUCAACUAUGCUGCUAAUGCUACGGCCUUUCUCCCAGGCUCGGAAAAUGUCUGCGUCAUGGCUUGUGACUCGCAGGAGUCGCACGUCUACGACUCGCGAUCGGGUAAACUGCAAAUGUCAUUGCAGGGUCACACGGACUUCGGAUUUGCAUGUGCCUGGUCUCCCGAUGGCAAAACAGUGGCUACAGGCAACCAGGACGGAACUUGCCGUCUGUACGACAUCCGAGGAGCGUCCAACCAAUGCAUCGGCGCCGUUUCGGGAAAGUUGCAGGCAGCUAUUCGGUCCGUGGAUUUUGAUGCUUCCGGAAGAUAUCUUGCUAUUGCCGAGCCGGUCGAUUACGUGACUGUUAUCGAUACGUGGUCGGAAUGUACGUCCAGACAGACGAUCGAGUUCUUUGGAGGCACCGCCGGCGUCAGAUUCACUCAGUCGUGUUCGCUGGGCGAGUACCAGCAGUUGACAAUUGGUGUUGCUGAUGAGACUGUUGGAGGAGUCAUUCAGUACAUGCGACCCAGUCAGUUACAGGGUGAGGAUUUUGGAUUUAUCUAG